This is a messenger RNA of Aspergillus caelatus, 822 nucleotides long. RefSeq lists its product as uncharacterized. The record is from RefSeq and is a predicted model, not a curated record. The transcript has 2 exons. Bases 1 to 822 code for a protein of 273 amino acids. Lineage: Eukaryota; Fungi; Ascomycota; Eurotiomycetes; Eurotiales; Aspergillaceae.
AUGUCGUCGGAUGCAAGAGACGGCUGGGCGGCCCGUCGAGCGAAUCUAUGCGAGGAUACCGAAACGGGACAUCCAACCUGGGACAACUGGUCGACAUGCUGCCCGGCCGGAACGUCGUUCUUUACGGACAAUGAUAACAAUACAGGAUGCAGGAUUGAGAAAACGACCACAAAAAUCCCAAAACAAUGCGCCGAUCCAGCCUUGAUCCUCUACUCGGAUGAUUAUGGAUACUUUUGCUGCGCCUCAGGUUUGAUAGGAUUCAAUAAUAAGGAAGGUUACAAAGGUUGUGCGACACUGGAUGAAUAUAAUAAAGGUCAUGAUGAGGGUACCAUGACGAGGGUGAUCCAGGAGGGUAAAUUGACAGCGUCGACUACUUCGGCAGCCUCUUCAACAUCCUCACAAACCUCGAUAUCCACCACAACCUCCGAACCUUCCUCGACUUCAGCAGGUUCUGAGUCAUCGCUGCCUCAGGGUUCGUCCACAAAUGCAGGUGCAAUUGCGGGUGGUGUGGUCGGAGGAGUAUGCGGCGCACUGUUAAUCGUGGGACUAAUAUGGUUUUUCCUUCGUCGUCGUCGCCGCCGCCGUCAUUCCUCACCAGCAGCACAGCCUGACUACACUAAUGCGAGCUACAACCCACUUGCCCUUUAUGCCCAACCAAAAGGGUAUUCCAAUAAUCCAUCUGCAGCAAACUAUAGUGGUACCUCGGCGGAAUUGCAUAAUAACCCUACCCGGCCAGAGCUACUGGGCAGUACGCGACCAGGACAUGAGCUACCUGGAAACAGCCCAGGAGCCGAACAACGAUCGCCUUCUGAGCUAUACUAG